Lactuca virosa is the source of this 561-nucleotide messenger RNA. NCBI's taxonomy places the organism in Eukaryota, Viridiplantae, Streptophyta, Magnoliopsida, Asterales, Asteraceae. The record is from the annotation of a GenBank genome assembly.
AUGAAGCUCAAUGUCUUGAAGGAAAUUGCUCAAGAGUACAACAUCUCAUGGGAUUCUUCUAAAACCGAAGCCGAAUUCAACAAAAAGCUGGAGGAUCUUUUGAGUUUAGAGAAGUGGCAUUUAACUGACGAGUUGACAAACGAUGUUAAUGAGAUAAUGUGCAAUUUGAGGUUAUCCGAGAAUCGAUUUCACAGGGUUCUUGUGAUGAAUUGGGAUUCAGAAGACGAAGGCAGCACAAACCCAUUUUCUGGUUUACGUGAGCCUUUCUCUGGUCUUAAUGAGAUGGAUUUUGAGCUUCAUGGAAUAUACAUGGAUCAUGAAUCAGAGCAAGAGUUCGUUACUCCACUAGACAAGUGUAAGGACGUAUUUCUUAAUGUGCUACAAACUGAUGAAAGACUUAGAAACUCUAGUUUGGAUGAUGAAGUAAGAACACAAGUGUAUCAUGGGAAUGAUUGGCAAAGUGAUCAAGAAGAGCAAGAGCAGGUGAAAAACAAGUACAUAAUACAUUAUCCAAAAACAAGAUGGGACAAAAUGGAACCAAAGCUUGGUAACAUUUUUUAG